AUUUAAUCUCAGCUAAGAAGGCAAUAGCAAACCACAGCUAUACUGGUGCAAAAAAUUGGUAUGGAUGGAGCCACAAGUCACUGCGAGUGACCUGACAACUUGACAUUUUUGAAAUGCUCAGGGGACGAUACACUGCCACUGUUUCGUGCAAAUUUUUUGUUGCAAACUCCUUCCUUUGGGUAGUUUACACAUCACACUGAGUCAUGGGUUGUUUGGUAACCUAACUGAAUCAACCAAAACAUUAAGCCCAAUCCAGGCAAAAUUUAUCCUUUACCACAAGGAGUGAAUUCAAUGCCAUAGUUUACUUCCCAAGAUCCUAGUCGUCCAGUUGCAAUCCGGGUAUAACAGUACGACUCCCUCUCCAAAACAAACCGGAAGAUCCCCAUCCAGCGGCAUUUUGAAAUCCCCCACGCAGAAAAUAACCUCUGCCAAGGAAGAAGAGGAGGACGGGAGACAAAAAGCUUUAGGGGAGCCACUUGCACCCUAACCCCAAUCCGGGAAGGGAGGAAAAAAAAAUGCGGGCUUGAACAACUUCCUACUCCGCUGCCAGCAAGCAACCGCUAAAGACCAACCCUUUAACUGCCGCCAACGUGGAGCUUAAUUUCUGCCCUCUGCAAACGGCGGCGGCGGCGGUGGCGGCAGCAGCAGCGUGGAGGAAGCGAUGAAUGGUCAGAAAGGGGCGGUGGCUGACUCUUUGCCCUCCCCAGACGGUUGCCGUGCCGGGUUUUCUGCCUGUAGUUCGCGGCGUCCCUGAGUUCUCCCAGCGGCCGCGGGGGUAAAGGCUGCAGAAGGGCUCCUCGGAGAAAGGAGCGAAACGCGAGCAGCGCGGCUUCUUCGCUUCCCUCCUCCAGGGCUUUCUUUCUUUUCUUUUCUUUUUUUUUUUUUGGCGGGCGGGUAAGGAGAGUUUCUGCCAUGACUACAUAUAGCGGCGCUGAGUGAGCGCGCAUUCCCGAGCUGCCGCCGCCGCCGCUGCUUCUGGGCACCAUGAGGGGACUGGCGAAGGUUUUUUUCCUGGUUCUGCUGUAUCUCGGCAAGGUAAAAGCCACUGCUGCAUGUGAUACCGAAUGCAGUCUCUUAAAUGAUGUAACAGUAACAGAAACAACAAUAAGGCUCCAGUUGAACAAUAGUUCUGCAAGAAUGAGUGCAACAUUUCAAAAUGGAUCAACUGUAGGUGAUUCUGGGAACAAUUCAAUAUCUGGGCUUUAUCCUGGUCUUCAGUAUAUCAUUCAUUUCAAUAAUACUAUUGAAGCUUGCUGCAAAUACAUUUUUACAAAGCCAGGUCCUGUUCACAGUAUUCACGCUGAAAAUAUCACCAACACAACUCUGAACUUAAGUUGGAAAAAUGAUGAUAUAAAUGCAUCCAAUUACACUUACCGAAUAGAUAUUGAUGGACUGGGUGAUUUGCGUAAUAAAAGUUCUAAUAAAUGGAGUGUGCCAAUUAGUAACUUACAACCUGGAACGUCAUACAGAUUUAAAAUAUAUCCACAAGUAGAUGGCGGUAAGACUGAAGGAAACCCAAAUGAAGCAGUUGUUUACACCAAACCAAAUCCAGUUUCUAGUAUCCAUGCUAACAAUCCCAAUUCCACAUCAAUAAUUCUGACUUGGAACAAUGAAGAUGUAAAUGCUUCUAGCUAUAUUUACAAAAUAUUUAACAAAGGACCUGAUUUUCAUAAUGAUGCCUUUUCUAAUACUGGAAAUAUAACAUUCAGUAAUUUGCAACCUGGAACAUUAUAUAGCUUUGAAAUAGCUGCACAAAUAAAUGGGACCAAUACUACAGGAGACACAAAAGAAAUAAAUCUUCGUACAAAGCCCAGUCCAGUAUAUGAUAUUAAAGCUGAAAACAUCACUAAUGCAUCCCUGGAUUUAACAUGGAAAAAUAAUGAUACAAAUUCAUCAAAUUACACUUAUCGAAUAUCUAUUGAUGGACCUGGUCGUUCUGAUAAUAUAACUUCUAAUACUACCUAUGUAUCAAUUUCUGACUUGGAACCUGGAACGUCAUACAAGUUUGAAAUAUAUGCACAGGUUGAUGGUAAUCAAAUUGAAGGGGAUCCAAAUGAAAUAAAUGUUUAUACAAAGCCCAGUCCAGUAUAUGAUAUCAAAGCUGAAAAGAUCACUAAUACAUCCCUGGAUUUAACAUGGAACAAUAAUGAUACAAAUUCAUCAAAUUACACUUACCGGAUAUAUAUUGAUGGACCUGGUGGUUUUAAUAAAACUUCUAAUACUACCCAUGUAUCAAUUUCUGACUUGGAACCUGGAACGUCAUACAAAUUUGAAAUAUAUGCACAGGUUGAUGGCAAUCAAACUGAGGGGGAUCCAAAUGAAAUAAAUGUUUAUACAAGACCCAGUCCAGUGUAUGAUAUUGAAUUUGAAAAUGUCACCACCACAACUCUGGAUAUAAAGUGGAAAAAUAAUGAUACAAAAGCAUCUAAUUAUACUUAUCAAAUUUAUAUCAAUGGAACUGACAGUACAACUUCUAAUAUUCCGUAUGUGAAAAUUGUUGGCUUGGAACCAGGAAUAUUAUACAAGUUUAAAAUAUAUGCAGAAAUUGGUGGUAAUAAAGGAGAGCCAACAGAUUCAAGUGUUUAUACAAAGCCCAGUCCAGUUUAUGAUAUUAAAGCUGAAAAUAUCAAUACUACAUCCCUGGAUUUAAGUUGGAAAACUAAUGAUACAAAUGCAUCAAAUUACAUUUACCUAAUACAUAUUGAUGGACAUUCUUUUAGCAUCUUUUCUAAUACUACACAUGUGUCAAUUACUGACUUGGAACCUGGAAGUUUUUACAAGUUUGUAAUAUCUGCACAAAUCAAUGGCAGUAAAACUGAAGGAGACCCAAAUGAAAAAAAUGUUUAUACAAAACCUAGUUCAGUCUACGACAUCAGAAUUGAAGAUGUCAGUACAACUGUGGUCAACGUAUCAUGGAAAAGUCCUGAUGCAGCUGCUUCUACAUACUCUUAUAGGGUACUCAUCGAUAGAAAAUCUGAUCAAAUAUCCCCAACUACUAGCACUGAAAUUUCAGAGCUAAAUCCUGGUACUGGGUAUCAAUUCAGCAUAUAUUCCAUAGCAGCAGAUAACAAGACUGAAGGAAUACCCGAGAGCAGAAAUCAUUGUACAAAUCCAGCAUCAGUGGAUAGAUUGGACUGCAAUCCGGUAGAAAAAAAGGCAGAAUUAAGUCUAAACUGGACUACUCCAAAAGGAGAUUAUAAAGGCUUCAGAAUUAAGGUUCUAAACAAUAGUUGGAACAAGACUUUGGAGGAACAAAAAAACCAAACCAUUGUGAAAAACCUGACUUACUUUACCAGUUAUACCAUUAAAAUUGUCACCCUUUCAUGUGAGAAAAUGAGUGUUCCUCAGGAAAAAAUAUGCCGCACAGGUAUCACUGAUCCCCCACCUUUGACCAAGUCCCCUACUGUCAAGGCAACCAGCCACAACUCUUUAAAUGUUCAGUUCAACAGUUUCAGUUCAAGUCAUGGACCUAUAACAGCAUAUGCAGUAAUUAUUACCACAUCAGAAGGUAAUGUCUCAAAUGAGGCUUUAAAGUACACAUAUAAUGAUUUCAGGAAUAAAGAAACAAAUAGUUACGUUGCAUAUAUCAAAACUGAAGAAAAGCGUUCAUUUUCUACCAAAAAUCAGGAUUAUGAUGUUGAAAUAGGAAGUGAAUCUACAACAUAUGGUUAUUUUAAUGGAAAAUUAGAUCCUCUAAAUUCAUACAGGGCAUGUGUUGCUGCUUUCACUAGAAUUGCGUUUUUGAAUGAGACCUUUGUCAACACAGAGAAGAGUUAUGUUUCAUUUUCACCUCUUUCACCAUUUGUUAUCUUACCUCAGAAUCCAGCUGUCAUUACAGGAGGUGUUGUUGGAAGCAUUCUGGUUCUGUUAGUUAUUGUUGCCGUUGUGGGAUUUGUCUUCUGGAAAAAGAAAAGGAAAGGUAGAAAUAACGAAGUGCCAUUUGCUCAAAUUGAACCUAAAAAAUCAAAGUUACUUAAAGUUGAAAAUUACGAAUCUUAUUUUAAGAAACAGAAAGCUGACUCAAACUGUGGGUUUGCCGAAGAGUAUGAGGAUCUCAGGCCAGUUGGUGCUAAUCAGCCUAAAUUUGCUGCUGAAUUGUCAGAAAACAAAGGAAAAAAUAGAUACAACAAUGUUUUGCCUUAUGAUAUUUCUCGUGUUAAACUUUCAAUUCCAAAUCAUUCAACUGAUGAUUACAUUAAUGCAAAUUAUAUGCCAGGGUAUAACUCCAAGAAAGAGUUUAUUGCAGCACAAGGCCCUUUGCCUAACACUGUGCAAGAUUUCUGGCGCAUGAUCUGGGAGAAGAAGAUUUACACAGUUGUUAUGUUGACUAAAUGCAUUGAACAAGGCCGGACAAAAUGUGAAGAGUAUUGGCCAAACAAACAGUCUAAGAACUAUGGGGAUAUAAUGGUGGCCAUGACUUCAGAAAUUUUCCUACCUGAGUGGACAAUAAGAGAUUUCUCCAUAAAGCAAAGUGAUUCACCGGAAAGUCAUCCUGUGCGUCAGUUUCACUUCACUGCCUGGCCUGAUCAUGGGGUUCCAGAAACCACUGACCUCCUCAUCAGCUUCAGGCAUUUGGUCCACGAAUUCAUGAAGCAGAAGCCACCAUCUUCUCCAACCUUAGUGCAUUGCAGUGCUGGUGUUGGGAGGACAGGAACUUUCAUUGCGAUUGACCGUUUGAUACAACAAAUGGAGAUGGAGAACACUGUUGAUGUGUACGGCACUGUAUAUGAUCUACGAAUGCAUCGAUCUCUAAUGGUACAAACAGAGGACCAAUAUGUUUUCCUAAACCACUGUGUUAUGGAUAUUAUUAAAUCUAAGAAAGAGAAGAAAGCGGAUCUCAUCUAUCAGAACACAAAUGCCAUGGCAAUCUAUGAGAACUUCACACCAUCAUCACCAUAUAUUGGGAGGGCAAAUGGCUACCACGUAUAACUAGAAAGGAAUGACUUGCUUCCCAUUUGGGCCCUUUGCAGAGGAGAGAAAGAAUAUGCACUGCUUUUGUAUGACUUUAUAUACAAAGACUUCAGCACCUGUUUUGAAGAUACACGUGUUAAAUUGCCAGUGGAAACUGUGGAUUCAAUAUAGUGUUAAAAGAAAAAAAA
Messenger RNA from Crotalus tigris (Tiger rattlesnake), 5099 nucleotides. Its product is annotated as receptor-type tyrosine-protein phosphatase eta-like. Lineage: Eukaryota; Metazoa; Chordata; Lepidosauria; Squamata; Viperidae. Gene Ontology annotation, biological process: protein dephosphorylation. Gene Ontology annotation, molecular function: protein binding; protein tyrosine phosphatase activity. The transcript has 25 exons. The record is from RefSeq and is a predicted model, not a curated record. Bases 985 to 4929 code for a protein of 1314 amino acids.